UGUUAUGGGUGUACAGUGCUAGCAUGAUUCACCGAUUAAUGUUUAUGGUGAUAUAAAUAGUGGAUAUCCUUUGUUGAUCUCUUGUAUUUGUUCAUGGUGCUAUGUGAAGUAAACUAGGCUUGUCUAGGAGCCUUCUGAGUCAUCAGAUAGGAACAGUAACUGCAAUUGCUAUUCAGGCUUAUUUGGAUUCACUGCACACUACGUGAUGGAGAAAGACUUACAAAGGACUCAGGGGGAAGAAAGUGAGAGAGGUUUGCCUCUUGUCCAUGAAACUGGAGAUGAUCUUCAAGUUACUUAUCAGGAAGUGGAAGGAACAAGAGAACUCAACUAUCAGCAAUCCAUAGAAGUUCAGCAUGUUACUCAUCAUCAGACAUUUGAAACAGAACAUAUCCAACAGCGAUCAGUUGAUGUUCAGCAGGUUCAGCAGUUUUCUACCCAACAUUCAUAUGAAGCACAAAAUAUUACCCACAAGCAUUCAUUUAGUAGAGAGGAAAAUUCUCAACAACAGUCAUAUAGUAUUCAGGAUGAAGUUAUUCAUCAUCUUGAUGAAGCAGAUCAAAAUCAGAUUAUUCACCAACAGUUAGUUGAGGUUCAGCAAAUUACUCAGCCCAUUGAAAAAAGUCAGAUUAGUCAUCAACAGUCGGUUGAUACUGUCUUUACUUCUCAGAGCCUCCAAGAAGGAAAGCAGAUUCCUCAAGCAGGAUUACAUAUUGUAAAGCACACUACCACUGAACAAGUUUCAGGGGGGAUACAUUUUGUAAAACAAUAUACAGUUGAUAGUCAGAAAAGCUCUCAGUUAGAGUACAAUACUCAAGAAGAACAAAUUGAUCAUGGCAACUCCACCAUUAUCAGUGGAAAACAGACUGAUGGUGAGAAAGAUGGCUCAUGGCAUGAUGCUUUAAAAGGUGCCUGGCAGCAAAGCUUUGGGCAGAUUGGUGACAGUCAGCAGAUAUUGGACAAGUAUGGGAAAGAAAUGUCAAUUGAAAAAAUAUGUGGCAAUGUCACAAAUGGAAAAGGAGAUGCAAACAUUGCAGAAUUUACUGUAGACAAGCAGUAUAAUUUUGAUGGUAAAGAUGUUGCUGAUGGAGAUUCAGAAAAUCCUUUUCGAGAAACAUGUCAAGGAACAGAGUGGAAGGAAACUAUUACACAGUGGGAGGAUUCAGCCACAGAGAGUGUUACAGCUGGAAAAGCCCGAGAAGGGUUUACUAGGGCGUCCAGAAGAUCAACUUCACAGUCAUCUAGUGAAUGUUCUUUAGAUGCUAUGAGCUCUCCCAAAAGUUAUGACAAAGGUGCAGUUUUUAAGUUUUCGCACUGGACACCUGGUCGAACUCAGUCUGUCCGUCAAAUCAAGGUUCGUACGCAAGAUGUUCGCCGGACGACAAGUGUUGGAGGUGAAAAUGAACCUUGGUAUUCUACAAUGGAACAUCAUAUCAGAGUCUUAAAAGAUGAGAGAGAGAGCGUGCAGAAGAAGACUUUCAUGAAAUGGGUGAAUUCCCACCUAGUACGAGUGAACGCACGUAUAGGAGACCUAUAUGUGGACUUACGAGAUGGAAAGCAGCUCAUCAAACUCCUGGAAAUUCUUUCAGGAGAGAGAUUGCCACGACCGACCAAAGGAAAGAUGCGAAUUCACUGCUUGGAAAAUGUAGACAAAGCUCUUCAGUUCCUUCGUGAUCAACGAGUCCACUUGGAGAACAUGGGUUCCCAUGAUAUUGUGGAUGGCAAUGCUCGUCUCACACUUGGUCUUAUCUGGACUAUCAUCCUUCGCUUCCAGAUCCAAGACAUCACCAUUGAAGAGACUGAGAACCAAGAGACCAAGAGUGCUAAGGAUGCUUUACUCCUUUGGUGCCAGAUGAAGACAGCUGGUUAUCAUAAUGUUAACAUCAGGAACUUUACCACCUCAUGGAGGGAUGGUUUAGCCUUCAAUGCUAUCAUUCACAAGCACAGGCCUGACUUGAUUCAGUAUGAGAAAUUGUCACGAUCAAAUGCAAUGUACAACCUCAAUAAUGCCUUUAAUGUUGCAGAAAACAAGUUAGGUCUCACCAAGCUGUUAGAUGCUGAGGAUGUCUUUGUUGAACAGCCUGAUGAGAAGUCAAUUAUCACCUAUGUUGUCACCUACUACCAUUACUUCUCCAAACUCAAGCAGGAGACGGUCCAGGGCAAACGUAUUGGCAAGGUUGUAGGUAUUGCCAUGGAGAAUGACAGAAUGAUUAAGGAAUACGAGAGUCUUACAUCAGAUUUACUGAAGUGGAUUGAAGUCACUAUUGAAUCCCUAAAUGACAGAGUUUUCACCAACUCGCUUACUGGUGUACAAGCGCAGCUCACACAAUUCAAUACUUACCGUACUGUGGAGAAACCACCAAAAUUCGUUGAGAAGGGCAACCUGGAGGUGCUGCUCUUUACUCUUCAGUCCAAAAUGAGAGCCAACAACCAGAAACCCUAUUUGCCAAAGGAGGGCAAGAUGAUUAGUGACAUCAACAAGGCCUGGGAACGCCUGGAGAAGGCUGAGCAUGAACGUGAGUUGGCACUGAGAGAGGAACUCAUUCGUCAAGAGAAGCUUGCACAGCUUGCUGCUAGGUUCAACCGUAAGGCAGGCAUGAGAGAGACUUGGUUGUCUGAGAACCAGAGAUUGGUUUCCCAGGAUAACUUUGGUUUUGAUCUGGCUGCUGUGGAAGCUGCAGCAAAGAAGCACGAAGCCAUUGAGACAGACAUAUUUGCUUAUGAGGAGCGUGUACAGGCAGUAGUCUCAGUUGCUAAUGAGCUAGAAGCAGAACGUUAUCAUGAUAUCGAACGCAUCAAUGCUAGGAAAGACAAUGUGCUACGACUCUGGAACUACCUGCUUGAGCUUCUCAGGCUGCGCCGUAUGAGGCUUGAACUGUCUCUACAGUUGCAACAGAACUUCCAGGAAAUGAUGUACAUCUUGGACUCCAUGGAAGACAUGAAGCUCCGUCUCCUGAGUGAAGACUAUGGAAAACAUCUCAUGGGUGUGGAGGACUUGUUACAGAAGCACUCUCUGCUGGAGGCUGACAUCAAUGUCUUGGGUGAACGUGUCAAGACCGUAAUUGAACAUUCUCAGCGGUUCCUUGAUGAUGAACAAGUUGAAGGAUAUCGUCCAUGUGACCCAUCUAUUGUGCUGGAGCGUGUACAGCAACUUGAAGAUGCCUAUGGUGAGCUUGUCAAGUUGGCUGUCGAGAGGCGUCUCCGCCUGGAAGAGUCCCGCAAGUUGUGGCAGUUCUACUGGGACAUGGCAGAGGAAGAGAACUGGAUCAAGGAGAAAGAACAGAUUCUCUCCACAUCAGACAUUGGGCAUGAUCUCAUCACUGUGAACUUGCUCUUGACCAAACACAAAACAGUUGAAGAAGAGUUGUUGUCACAUGAGCCACAACUCAAGGCAGUUGUCAAGAGUGGAGAAGAGCUUAUUGCUCAGCAACACUUUGGCUCUGAUAAGAUUCAGGAAAGAAUUGAUGAAAUUAUGACCAUGUGGACUUCCCUUACAGAGAGAUCAGCCAACCGUAAGAAGAGGCUGACUGAUGCUGUAGACCUGCAUCAAUUCUACACAGAAGCUGAUGAUGUUGAUACCUGGAUGUUGGAUAUUUUGCGACUGGUAUCAAGCGAAGAUACUGGUAGGGAUGAAGCCACUGUGCAGUCUCUCUUGAAGAAACACAAGGAUGUUACUGAUGAGCUGAAGAACUAUGCUAGCACAAUUGAACAGUUGCACCAACAGGCAUCAGAGCUCAAUGAGGUUGACAGAGAAUCACCUGUGGUCAUUGAAAGAUUGGCAUCGAUUGACCGUAGAUACAAAGAAUUGCUUGAACUGGCUAAGGUGCGCAAGCAGAGACUGCUGGAUGCUCUGUCACUAUAUAAAUUGUUCACAGAGGCAGAUGGUGUUGAACAAUGGAUUGCAGAAAAGGAGCGUAUGCUUCUUACCAUGGUACCAGCUAAGGACAUUGAAGACUGUGAGAUCAUGAAGCACAGAUAUGAAGGAUUUGAACAAGAAAUGAAUGCCAAUGCUAGUCGUGUAGCAGUUGUGAACCAGCUAGCUCGUCAGUUGUUGCAUGUUGAGCAUCCAAACUCGGAGGACAUCAUUGCCCGUCAGAACCAGCUAAACCAACGGUGGGCUGAGCUCAGAGAAAAGGCAGAAAGCAAGCGUGAAGAACUCAGCUCUGCCCAUGGUGUUCAAACAUUCCAUAUUGAAUGUAGGGAAACAGUUCUUUGGAUUGAAGAUAAGAAGCGUGUGUUGAUGGAAACUGCUGACCUAGGCACAGAUCUCAGUGGCAUCAUGACACUCCAGCGUCGUCUCUCUGGCAUGGAAAGAGACCUGGCAGCUAUUCAGGCUAAACUUGAUGCCCUUGAAAGUGAAGCAGAUAAGAUCAGCCAAGAUCAUCCAGAAGAGGCUGAACUCAUCCGUGAGCGCAUUGAACAGAUCCGUUCAGUGUGGGACCAACUCACUCAGCUUCUCAAGGAGCGUGAUGCCAAACUUGAAGAGGCUGGUGAUCUUCAUCGCUUCUUGAGAGAUUUGGACCACUUCCAGUCAUGGUUAACCAAGACAAUGACAGAUGUGGCAUCAGAAGAUAUUCCUUCAAAUCUUGCUGAAGCAGAGAAGCUGCUGAGCCAGCACCAGUCCAUUCGCGAGGAGAUUGAUAAUUACACAGAAGACUAUAUUAAGAUGAUGGAGUAUGGUGAACGUAUUACAGCAGAAGAUGUUACACCAGCAGAUGAUGCACAGUACAUGUUCUUGAGAGAGAGACUGAAGGCCCUCAAGGAUGGAUGGGCAGAGUUGCACCAGAUGUGGGAGAACAGACAGGAACUUCUGUCACAGUCCCUUAACUUACAGAUGUUCUUGCGUGAUGCCAAACAGGGAGAAGUUCUACUCAGUCAACAGGAACAUUACCUUAGCAAGGAUGAGACUCCAACCAAUUUGGAACAGGCAGAGAACCUUAUCAAGAGGCAUGAGGCAUUCCUUACUACCAUGGAAGCUAAUGAUGAGAAGAUCAAUGGCAUCUGCCAGUUUGCUCAGAGAUUACUUGAUGAAGAACAUUUUGCUGCCGACAAAAUUCAGAAAAAGGCUGAAAAUAUUGAAGAACGCCGCCAGCAGAAUAGAGAUCGCGCCAUGGAACAGAUGGAACGCCUACGGGACCAACUCCAAGUCCAUCAAUUCCUCCAAGAUUGUGAAGAACUUAAUGAUUGGGUACAAGAGAAACAUAUCAUUGCUCAAGAUGAGAGCUAUCGAUCAGCUAAGACAGUCCACAGUAAAUGGACUCGACACCAGGCCUUUGAAGCAGAAAUUGCAAGUAACAAAGACAGAUUGGUUAGAGUACAAGAAGCUGGAGAAGUGUUGGUAAAAGAGAAGCCUGAAAUGGCUGAACUAAUUGGACCAAAGAUAUCGGAAUUAAAUCAACACUUCGAUGCCCUAGAGACCACCACCAAAGAAAAGGGAGAACGACUCUUUGAUGCUAACAGACAGGUGCUUUAUGAACAGACGUGUGAUGACAUUGACACCUGGAUGACAGAUCUUGAGAAGCAGAUUGAAGGUGGAGACACUGGAAUGGAUCUGACAUCUGUAAACAUUCUUAUGCAGAAACAACAAAUGAUUGAGACACAAAUGGCUGUUAAGGCCAAGCAGGUUGAACAACUGGAGAGCCAGGCAGACUACCUGCAGCGCAUGACACCUGAGAAGACAGAGGAAAUCAAACAUAUGAAGACAAAAGUGGAAGCCAAAUUUGAAUCCCUUAAAGCUCCUCUUGUUGAACGCAAUGUGUUGUUAGCCAAGAAGAAAGAGGCAUACCAGUUCAGGAGAGAUGUUGAGGAUGAGAAGCUCUGGAUUUUAGAGAAAAUGCCUCUAGCAACAAGCCCUGAUUAUGGCAACUCCUUGUUCACCGUCCACAUGCUAAAGAAGAAACUCCAGUCCCUUAGUACAGAGAUUGAUAAUCACGAACCUAGAAUUAAUUUAGUCUGUGACAAUGGUAGGAAGCUCAUUGAAGAGGGACAUGUGGAUGCUGAAGAAUUCCAGAAACUGCUCGAGGAUCUGCUUGAUCACUGGACCAAACUCAAAGAUGCUAUGGAACACAGGCGAUCGAAACUCCUGGUGUCUGAGAAAGCACAACAGUACCUCUUUGAUGCAGGUGAAGCUGAGGUAUGGAUGAGUGAGCAAGAGUUAUACAUGAUGGUAGAGGACAGAGGCAAGGAUGAAAUCUCCGCACAGAACCUAAUGAAGAAACACCAAACUCUAGAAAACUCUGUUGAUGACUAUGCUGAGACGAUAAGACAACUAGGAGAGACGGCUAGACAUCUCAUCAACGAAGGCCAUCCUGACAGUGAACAGAUUGGUAUCCGACAAUCCCAAAUUGAUAAGUUGUAUGCAGGAUUGAGAGAUCUGGCAGUUGAGCGCCGCAGUAAGUUGGAUGAAGCUCUCAAAUUGUUCAUGCUUAACCGAGAGGUUGAUGACUUGGAACAAUGGAUCGCUGAGAGGGAAGUGGUUGCGGGAUCUCAUGAACUUGGACAAGAUUAUGAACAUGUCACGAUGCUGCGAGACAGAUUUAAGGAAUUCGCUCGUGAUACAGAGGCAACUGGAACAGAACGUGUUGCAGCCGUUAAUGAGAUUGCUGAUCAGCUCAUAUCAGCUGGCCAUUCUGAUGCAGCAACGAUAGCAGAAUGGAAGGAUGGCUUGAAUGAAUCUUGGGCAGACCUCCUAGAGUUGAUUGAGACACGCACCCAGAUGUUGGCAGCUUCAUGGGAACUCCACAAAUUCUUCCAUGAUUGCAAGGAUGUCCUUAGCCGAAUUUUGGAGAAACAGAACAGCAUCUCGGAUGAGCUUGGCCGUGAUGCAGGUUCAGUAUCUGCACUACAGAGGAAACAUCAGAACUUUGUACAGGAUCUGGUCAUGUUGAAACAACAAGUGGAACAAAUUCAAGAAGACUCAUCCAAACUCCAAGCUGCUUAUGCUGGUGAUAAGGCGAGAGAGAUCACAAAUAGAGAAGCUGAGGUUGUGUCUGCAUGGUUGAACAUGCAAGGAAUGUGUGAGGAUCGUCGUGUCAAACUCAACGACACUAGUGACUUGUUCAAAUUCUUCAAUAUGGUGCGCACACUUAUCCUCUGGAUGGAUGAUGUUAUUCGACAGAUGAACACUACAGAAAAGCCAAGGGAUGUUAGUGGUGUAGAAUUACUAAUGAAUAACCAUCAGAGCCUGAAAGCGGAAAUUGAUGCUCGAGAAGACAACUUCAAUGUGUGUGUAUCACUCGGAAAAGAACUUCUCUCUCGCAACCACUAUGCUUCAGGAGAAAUAAAAGACAAGUUGAUGUCUUUGAGUAACCAGCGCAACAACAUGCUUCAGCGCUGGGAGGAACGAUGGGAACAUUUGCAGCUCAUUCUGGAGGUGUAUCAGUUUGCUCGUGAUGCUUCAGUUGCUGAACAGUGGCUCAUGGCACAGGAACCAUACCUAACUUCGACAGAACUUGGAGUAAGUUCUAUUGAUGAACUUAUGAAUUGGUUGAUGAUGAGGUCAAUUGAUGAUGUGGAAAAUCUCAUCAAAAAGCACGAAGCCUUUGAGAAGGCAUGUUCAGCUCAGGAGGAACGGUUUGCUGCGCUUGAGAGGUUAACAACGCUAGAAGCCAUAGCAAAAACAGAUUCUCCGAAGCCAUCAGAUGCCUUGGGUGACGGGAGUAGCAUAGAAGUUCUUCCUACCUUCAACUGUUUCAUCUCCCUUCCUCCCUAUUCCCCAAGACCACCCAACAUACGUCGUCAUUCCUUACCCACCCCUGUACAUGCUUUCUUUACAGCAUUUUCAUGUCCUGCACUCACAGAAAUACAAGCCAGCAGACACAGCUUUCCAAUAAGAUUGUCAUCUGAGAUUUCAUUAGUUAAGAUGUAUCCUAAAGGAUCUUUGAAGCGUCACAGAAGGAGACUGAAUUCAAGCUCAAACCCACAGCUCUCUCAGACCAUCCAUAUAAAAGAUUCAGACACUGAUAACCUCUUUGCAGAAAUGCGUAAUCAGAGAUGUAGUUAUUACACAGACCGACCUGUUAGUGAUCCAGUAGAGAAUUCAGUGAUGCUUAGUUCAAAAGUGUCAUCAGUUGACAGCCCAUUCACAUCUCCAAGUGUUGGUAAUGAUAGAAAUGAUAAGAAAUCAGAUGGUAUUAUUUUACUAGAGGAACCUCAAAAAGACUGGGAUUGUAAGUCUUCGAGUUCAGUUGGCGAGUUUGUAAGUCUAGAUCAUUAUGAAGCUCCCUAUCUAGAAGAGUCUUUGUAUAGAAUAACAGAAUUUUGCUUCUCUAAAAAGAAUGAACAUCAGGAUGCUGGUUUUGAAAGCACUGAUAAUGUUGUUUUAAGAUUGCCUGAAGGUGAAAGUGGAGUUGAAAAUUGUCAGAGAAUAGGGAGAAGUCAGGUAUAUAGUUUUGCUGAUAAUGUGAGAGAUAGUACAACCCUCCCUCCAAUAUAUGAAAUGGAGGGGGAAGGCCUUGAUGUCACAGAACUGAGCAACCCUUCUGGUUCUGUAGAAUUUUGGAGUUAUGAAAGUCUCUUAGAUGAUAAAACAGAUAUAGUUAAUAAUUCCACCGAUGCUCUAAGGAAUUCAGAGAGAGAAAAGGUCUUGUCCCAUGCUCAGUAUUGUGGAGAUAAUGAUUCUAUAAUGAGUUAUUAUCCAGUUAUUCCUUGUAAUGGCUUAAAAGACUCAGUGCGUAAUGUAGACCAUCUUGUAGCUAGGCUAGAUGGUGUCUCUGUACAGGGGUGUCCCUCUCCUGCAUCUCCUUUUCCUCUAACACCUCCUAACACUUGUGAUUCCUCCCCUAAACUCACUAAUAGUAAACAAACUCCAAGAAAUAACCUGCAUGCACUCUCUCAGGUGAAGUUUGAGUUGAAAGAACUCAAGAGGAAAGAAGAAGAGGAGGAGGAGGAACGACGAAGACAAGAGGAGUUGGCAAGACAAGCAGCUGCUCCUCCUCCUCAGUCACCUGACCAGCCAACAGAUGGAGUUGAUGGUGCAGGAGAUGACUCACAUGUCAAUGGUGAAGAGCACGAUGAAUCACGAGAAGAGCAUGAAGAGGGUGCUGCAGUGAAGGGGGGAAGUGCACCUGGCACCCCUCGGCCCCCCUCCACUCCCGUCACCCCGACCCCAACAGCGGCUGCAGUCAGAGCCCGUCCGGGCUCGGCAACUCUCCCGCCCCAGUCAUCGAUUUCACCCCUCGCCUCGACCCCUACUCCUGCUAGUAAGGAGUCGCGACGGAGGGUGCGUUCUAGGUCCAAGUCCCCCUUCCGCUCUUUCCGUUGGAAGAAAACCAAGCAAUCUCCAUCCGAAGUACCGGGUAGUGCAUCUGACGAUGAGUCCAAUCUGGAGAGGGCAGCAGCCCCAAAGCACCCCCCCACAGUGGUCCCUGCGGCGACCAUAACCACUGCAGCGGCACCCACAGCCCCUGCCCCAGUCAAGGAAGAACGGCCGAGUCCCAGUGGAGACGAAGAUCAACUGGAAGGCAGUCUGGUUCGCAAGCAUGAAUGGGAGUCCACUACAAAGAAGGCAUCCAACAGGUCCUGGGAUAAGGUAUUUGUGGUGCUACGUGGCAACAUGAUUUUCUUCUAUAAAGACCGCAAGAGUUACCAGGCUGCCCCAGAAGUUUUCUUCAGAGCGGAAGCACCUGUUGAUGUCUCUGGGGGAACAGCAUCUGUGGCAGAUGACUACACAAAGAAGAAGCAUGUCAUGCGACUCAAGCUUGUUGGUGGUGCUGAGUACCUGUUCCAAGCCAAAGAUGAAGAGGAGUUGGCAGUAUGGGUAGGAGCUCUUCAAGCUGCAGUGUCCUCAGAAGGAUCAGCUGGGCCUUCUCGCUCUCAGACAUUGCCUGCUGGCUCAGAGAAGAAAGACGAGCCAAAACGUCGCAGCUUCUUCACCCUCAAGAAGAAAUAAAUAAACUCUAAAAUUUGCCCCUCCUAUUUUCCCCAUCCCAGAUGUAUAUCUCCCCUCCCCUCAUCUCGUUCACUCUCUCUUCCCCAUGUGAUCUUCUCUCCCUCUACAUCCUCUUCAGGAAACAUUAACCCCCACCUCUCCCUUUUGCCCUCCAAAAGCAACUAUCCUAGAUCCUCCCGAGCCUAAUUUCAGACCCAGUGUGACACUUAUACUUGUGGGAGUUAGAAAGCUAGCGCUGGUUGGGUACAUGUUGUUGGCUGCUGUCUUUAAAUGCUGCUGGGAUUGGAAAGGAAAAACAAAAUCUGCUAUAUAAGCCAUCAUAAGCUUCUCUUUAUGCAGUAACUCCCAGGCUGGGUCUGAAUAGUCACAUGAUUAGGACUUGUUCUUAAUAUAUAUUUUUUUGUGCAUAUUUUUCUCCCCUCCCCCCCUCCCUCUGUCUCCCUCUUUUAACAUACCUUUCCCUUUGCUGGGAUUUGAGUUGUGUAGAUGGUACCAUACAUGGUAUUACUGUUAUUAUUUUUUUUCCCCUAAGGAAUAUAAACUGUUAACAGUUUUGUGUAAUAGCUCUGGUGGAAGGACAUGCGAGUCUGUGCAGUUCCCAAUUCUUGUCUGCCUAGCACUGCCACGGCUGAGUUUUCCGAUUAGUGUUCCUCUAUGUGUAGAGGAUUGUGUGUGGAAAUGUAUAUUAAGUGUUUUGUCAUUUGUCACUUACUUUAUCCAAGUAAUGAUUUGUUAAUUUUUAUCAGUCUUUAGCUGUAGUAUCACAUUUUCAUUAGAUAGCACUAAUUGUACUGUACAGAAAUAAUAGAAUCAUACCUAUUAUGCUGCUUUGUGCUUACAUUUUUAGAGAUAUGAUAUUUCAUGUACCACUUCAUAGUCGUUCAAAUCAUUACCAGAGUAUGGAAGGCCAGCCAGUACCAUAAUUCUUGUGAAUGGGCAAAUACAUGCUGCUUUAAAAUGUAUGUGUGGCACAGUUAUAACCAUUUAUAUCCCAUAAACCUUUAAUCCUAAAUGGUCAUAUCCUACUAAAUCAAGUUCACAAGUUUGCUGUCUCUACUUUCAAAAACCAAAAAAUGCCAAAAAAAGGACUGAAGACCUGCAGAAUGAUGUGCUAAGACUGGCCACCCUCUACCAGACGGCCAAUGUGCCCUUGUGGUCAAGAUGAACACGGUAUGAUUAUUUGCCCUCAUUGUGCUCGAUUUUGUGCUUUAAUUAACUUCUAAUUACAGGUUGACUAGUUCUCUGCUGGGGCAUCUUACAUUAUGUUUGGAAAGCAAUUUUUUUUUUAACAAAUUCUAAAUUAAAUUUCUCUAUUAAUAAUUAAAAAAAAAAUUCUAGUCAGGGAACAACAAGAAAAUUAUUCUUCCAUGAGUUUGUCUCACUAUCAUAUACCUUGGUGUAUAUGUUUCCCAGUUAGGGUUGAGAUGUGUGAUUAUUCUCCCAGCUGUUACGCAUAGCUAACAUAGAAUGUCAGCUGUGAUGUUGUGUUUUAGGUUGUCCUUGAUAAAUCUAUAUUUGUAUGUGAAUGUUCCCUUUUUUUCUUUUACUAUCCAAGUUGUUAUUAUAAGAAUCUCCAGCAGAGAAUAGGGCAGCAGAUGGUGACUAACAACAGUUAUGUGCAUUGUCUCACAAGCUAGACAUCUAUUGGUCAUCUGUACCACUAACUUUUUAUUGGAGGGAUGUUAGAUACAUGCUUAAUAGCUUCUUAGUUUAGGGUAAGAUUUCAGCCUAAAAUUACUAAAGAGAGGUAAUUUUAAUUGUUACAAGAUAAAAGUAAACACUGUAUAUCAUAUAUUGUGACACUUAAAUAAAAUGGUUUAAGCUAUAA
This is a messenger RNA of Penaeus monodon (black tiger shrimp), 11714 nucleotides long. It is a transcript of the gene beta-Spec, whose product is annotated as spectrin beta chain-like. Gene Ontology annotation, cellular component: cortical actin cytoskeleton; spectrin; cell junction. The coding region runs from base 206 to 9886 and encodes 3226 amino acids. Gene Ontology annotation, biological process: neuron development; actin cytoskeleton organization. The transcript has 18 exons. The record is from RefSeq and is a predicted model, not a curated record. NCBI's taxonomy places the organism in Eukaryota, Metazoa, Arthropoda, Malacostraca, Decapoda, Penaeidae. Gene Ontology annotation, molecular function: structural constituent of cytoskeleton; actin filament binding; phospholipid binding.